AUGUCCUCAACCUCCGUCCGAGACGGUGGAAUAGGAGCAGCAGUAGGAGUCAUUAUUGGCAUACUUCUGGGUGCGGCCUUUGUCUGGUUUUACUCUGCUAAGCAAAGACAAGACCGGCCGGGCGAGCCUGUCGUCUAUCUGCGCGAGCCAUCUAGGGAGGAAGAAGAAUUUGUUAAGCUUGUUCCCAAAAUCUUGACGACAAUGACCCAUUUUCGUCUGUGCCGUAACGAUGGCCCAGAUCUCAGGAAAGCCCUCGGAAUGGCAUGCGCGGGUUUCAGCAUGCAUACCCGGCAUUACUACCACACGGACAAGCUCCCAAAGGUCCCCGAAUCCCUUGACGAGAAUCUCAGGCGUCUUUUUCUGGGCGAGGAACUUACUAGAGCUCUCAAGGAGCUCAUCAUGAAUCCCAAGACGCGCUACCAUGCACUUACUCAUUUGCAAGUGCGUGUGGUCCUCUCCAACCUCGACAUUCACACCAUCGGCCCCCUCUCGCUUCUCCCCCUCUUCGUCACCGAGUUCUUCAAGUCUCUUCCUUUUACAACUUCUUCAUACACGGCGCAGAAUCUUUCUCGCGGCCUCAUGCCGUUGGCCCUCUGGAGAAAAUUGACUGUGUACUCCAUGGCCAAGCACAAGGGUCUUUUGCCGGGACCUAUAGAGCCGCCCGAGAUUGUCAGUCUGCAGGUCAAUAGACUCGUCAAUGCACUCGCUGAUGUCUUGGACCAUUUCGCCAAAGAUAUCGAGGACGGCGUACCCACGCACCGGGAGGAGCUCGCGAAGCAAAUCCGCUGGGCUGUCAAGUUUGGCUACGAGAUAUUUUCUCACGGGAUUGAAUAUCAGUUUCAAUGGCAACCAGAACCUACAAAAGACGGAAUCGUUGUUGUUCCAGGCCUGGCCGAACUCGCCGAUGACGACGCCACGCCGCAUGUGAACCCAAAAGUAAUGGAGGGCACCCCAGAGAUCAGAAUACCGCGAAAGGAUCCUUGGUGA
Metarhizium brunneum ARSEF 3297 is the source of this 987-nucleotide messenger RNA. RefSeq lists its product as uncharacterized. NCBI's taxonomy places the organism in Eukaryota, Fungi, Ascomycota, Sordariomycetes, Hypocreales, Clavicipitaceae. The record is from RefSeq and is a predicted model, not a curated record.